AUGGUGGUAAGGCAAACGGUUUUGGCCUGUAAUCUCGUCCUCGAGUUUCUUCAGAUAUUCCUCAGCUUUCUCCAGGAGCCCCGAUUUAAUAUACCUCAUGGCCAUUGUGCUGUAAGUUAUCCAGUUGGGAUUUACAGAGUUGUCGAGCUCCAUCUGCUUAAAAGCUUGCUCCAUUUUGUCGAGGGACCCACAGGCAGACAGCCAUAUAUUGUAGAUGAUCAUCAUCAAGUUGAAAGGAAGAGUGUAGUCGGUGUAGUUUCGAUUCCUCAUUUUGACUCAGCUUUUUCCCUCAUUUUCGAGAGGGCGUAUGCAUUCAGGAGGGAGGCGUACACUCUCUUGUCCUUUAAGGCGUCCGGUAAUUUUUUGAAGUAUUGUUCGGCGCUCGAGACGCCCUGCACUUUUGCGAUGAGGUCGAGGUGUAUGGUGGUUUCCCUGGUGGUUACUCUGAACCUCUCAGACCUCCCAAAAUUUCCAUCAUCACCUGCAUCAGCACCACUACCCUCUUCAUUCCCAGCAAAUUUUUCACCACCCGACAAGGGCUUGGGCUUCCAGUUUCUUGACCCCUCAUCAGCUAAGGCCGCAGCAUUUUUCAGGCAAGAAAGGGCCUCGGGAAUCCUCAUAUUUGCAAUGUGGUCCUCCGAGAGUAUCUCCCAACUCAUAGAGUUGUGUUUCCCCCCAUUCUCCAUCAUCUGCUCGAAAAAAGUCUUAGCCUUUUCCGAAAGCCCCUUUCCCACAUACGAGCUCAAAAGCAGAUUCCCCAGCCGCGGGUCGGAGCCUUGGGACCCACGGGAAGAGAGCCAUAUAUUCGGUAUCCUUCUCCCAACUAAUUCUGAUACUAAUGACUCGAUUUUCUCGUGGUCUUUGAGGGUCAUCAUCACGUUGAAAGGAAGGGCGUGGUUGGACUCGGCUUUUUCCCUCAUUUUUGAGCGGGAGUACGCAUUCAGGAGAGAGUCGUAUACUCUCGUGUCCUUUAAGCCGUCUGUAUUGUUCGGCGCUCGAGACGCCGUGAGCUUUUGCGAUGAGGUCGAGGUGUAUGGCCGUGUCACUGCUCGUUACUCUGAACCUCUCUGGCCU
Messenger RNA from Striga asiatica, 1074 nucleotides. The record is from the annotation of a GenBank genome assembly. NCBI's taxonomy places the organism in Eukaryota, Viridiplantae, Streptophyta, Magnoliopsida, Lamiales, Orobanchaceae.